Messenger RNA from Phycodurus eques (leafy seadragon), 4002 nucleotides. It is a transcript of the gene supt7l, whose product is annotated as SPT7 like, STAGA complex subunit gamma. Gene Ontology annotation, cellular component: SAGA complex. NCBI's taxonomy places the organism in Eukaryota, Metazoa, Chordata, Actinopteri, Syngnathiformes, Syngnathidae. Gene Ontology annotation, molecular function: transcription coactivator activity; protein heterodimerization activity. Bases 128 to 1411 code for a protein of 427 amino acids. The transcript is spliced from 5 exons. The record is from RefSeq and is a predicted model, not a curated record.
UGUUGUUUCCAGUUCAACAGUUCAAAUAAUGAUUUAGCUUAUUGGUUCCGUUUAAAUAAUGUACACACAGUAGCAAACGCUUCUUUUGUUGAAAAGUAUCCCAAAUAUUUCUCUGUUAUCGCUCAUCAUGCGUUACUGGGGCGAGAUCCCAGGACCUGCAGGGACUCCUGCCAGUCGCAGCUCCUUUGAUUUGCUCCAGCGUGAGUUCCGAUCAGUGGAGAUGCAGGAUCCUCCGUUGCAUCAGCCGUCGGCCCAGCGUCCGCGCCCCACUACAAUGCUGGACAUCCCGUCAGAGCCUUGCAGUCUCACCAUUCACACGGUACAGCUGUGCCAGCACGCCCGCCGCCUCCGUGGCCUUUUGGCGGCAGUUCAGGGUCAGAGCGGGACAUCCUCCGAGCUUGGUGGCAGGCUGGAAGAUGUUGAUACAAACCUGCCUCUGCGUCCUCCCACACCUCCUGCCAUGCCUGAUGACUUGCUACCACUUGACUGCAAAGAGCCUCGGCAACCCUUUCAGCUCCGCCACAGCGACCCUGAAAGCGACUUUUAUAAGGGUAGAGGGGAGCCAGUCACGGAGCUGAGUUGGCCCUCCUGCAGACAGCUCCUUUAUCAGUCAGUGGCCACCAUCUUGGCCCAUGCAGGCUUCGAGACGGCCCAGGAGAGCGUGCUAGAAACUCUGACCGACCUGGUUCACGAGCACUACCUACGCCUGACACGCCUCCUGAGGGUAGCUGUGGACAGGGAGGCCCGGCUGGGGGCCAGUCCCUUUCCUGACGUCAUGGAGCAAGUGUUCCAUGAAGUGGGCAUCGGCAGUGUGCUUGCCUUGCAGCGCUUCUGGCAAGUGCGUAUCAAGGAUUAUCACAACUACAUGUCACAGGUCAGUAAUGAUCUGUCAGAAGAAUACGAAAGGUUGGUGAAUCCUGAAAAGGCUCUGGAGGACUCAAAGCCCCCCAGGAUCAAGGAGGAGCCCAUGAGUGACAUUUCCUUCCCUGUUAGUGAGGAGCCAGAGGCCGACCUAGCCUCUGGGGACCAAGCCUUGCCCAUGGGGGUCCUCGGAGCUCAUGGUGAGAGGCUGCCCGCGGGCCUGGAUGCCGACCAUUCUCCUCACACUUCAAGUGGUGGUGUGGCCAACAACUCCCCCUUGUGGCCACAGGUAAAAAUGGAACCACACGAUGGCGAUGAAGGCCAGGGUGCCACGCAUCAUCCUCAUCCUCAUCACCAUCACAACCUGGGCGGAGACGUGUUUGAGGAGGGAGGCCCCAUGUCGACAAUGAGCGAGUCGGGAGGCGCAAUGGCGUCCUCCCCUGCUGGCGCGGCAUCAGAUGGCAGCUAUGCCUCACAUUCUCCUGACUCCCUGAUGAGCACCUCACCGGUCUUUAACCAGAGACCCAAGAAGCGUGCGAAGAAGAUGUGAGGUCAUGUUGUAUGGUGGUCGAGAGACUGUACACUCCCCAAACAAAUUGGUAAAAGAAGAAAAAAUAUGCAUGGUUGUUUUUUUUUUAAAAUAUUUUGUGGACACUUCAUAAAGUACAUGCACAUAAUCUACCGAUGCGUCACGGGUUAUCUGGAGCCUAUCCCAUCUGAAUUUGGGGAGAGACUGGGUACACCCUGGACUGCAUACAAUACAAAACAUAAAAAUAAAUUCACAUUUUACACAGUAAAUGUCAGUAAGGUAUUACUUUAACAAUAUCAUUAUUGUGAUUAUAGUGUAGAAUUGGAGUUUCUUUUAUUUUGGUCACGUUAGCUACAAGAGGGGGAACAGCAGCAAUAACGUUUCAGUGGUGUGUGUAUUGAAGCUGUUCCCAUUGUUAGACAUUUAUUAUAAAAUGAUUAAGACCAGAUUUGAUUUGAGUUGUCUGGGUUAAUAGAAAGAAUUAUACAUGAUGAAUAAUGUAGGUAUGGAAAGUUUUGUUAUCAUUUCCAUAAUUCAGUUGAAUGCCUUGUUUUCUUUCAAAUUUCUAUCUAAUCUGCACUGCCAGGAAAAAAAAUCCUCCUGAGUGUGCUGCUGCAUAUUAUUUUUAACUCUUCAUUUCCCCUCCACAGAGCUUACAUGUAGGCCACCGUAACGCAUCCCCUAGGGGCUGCAGUAUACACACUUCAUACCCCUAUCAACCUUAAUCUGUUCUGCUAAAUUAGCAUCUGUUCCAGCAGCGCUAACGGAGACACUAGCAGGAACUGCAGUUUGCUUCCACACCUCAUGAAGGCAACAUGCAUUCAGCCUUAAUAGCAAAGUAAUUGCUUAAUUUCUCCUGCUCAAUGAGCUGAUAUAUUCAAAUCCAUGGGCAGUUUGGUGUGCCUGUUCGAGUGGCAGAAGUGCUUAGAGCCAGGUUUAUACUAAUGUUCAAUUAAGUCCUGUGAUAGCCCAGUCAUGGUUGUCUAACCACACCUAAAAAAUGUGAUCUGCACUGUUCCACCAUAUGUGGCAAUAUAGUGGCUUGGUUAAGAGUAGUUGGUGUGGAUGUUGUAUUUAGGGAAGUUUAAUGCUGUGCUCAGUAUUGUCCAUUUUGAUAUAUUUGAGCAUAACAAGUAUCUCACUAACGUGCAUUUCCAAAUUUGCGUAAUGUUGAUGGUUCCUAAAUGAAGCGUCAUAAUGACCAGAUACUGUAUGGCACAGUACAUCAUAACAGUUUUAGAGUUCAACUUCCAUGUCAACAAGUCUGGCUGUUGUUGCAAGAGGAGGAGAUUAGGCAUGGCUGGUCAUGGUGCCAUCUGACCAGAGCCACUACCCUCACUAACGUGCAUGAGCACGAUUCUCAAACAUGGCCAUUAAUAAUGGCAUGGCAUUAUGAAAGUGCGUAGUUGUAAUAAAUAGUCGCCGAGAACACGGACUAGUGGAUGUUAGCCACAGUUGCUACAUUGAUAAUAUCACUUAGCUGCAAUAGGCUAUUGUACAGUUAAAAAGUGGGUGUCCGGGGUCAAAGGCAAAGAACAAGCGCCUGCAUUGAGUGACCUCCAUGUAAUGCGAAGGCGCGUGUGAAGUCAUCAAUUCCUUUGGUUUGACAACCAUAACACCAUCCCCCACACGCACCUGAUCUGGCACAACCAGAUGAUCACCCUUUGGUACCUUUAAAUUAAGGAGUUAUGAGUUAGCACACAUCAGCGAACAAGUUAAGCAAGGUGUAAAAACAAAACAAAAAAAGCGCAGCCUACUGAAUUUUAUGAGACUGGCAUACAUGCCUUGUUCAUCAAUGGACAGUCAGUUUUGUGAAAAAUUAAGAUGAUACUAAAAAGUAGCGAUGGAAUCUCCACUCUUUGGGCUUUAUCUCUGUGUGUAUAUUGUCUUUCCAUUGCAAUAAAUAACACUAGAGGGAAAUUGGGUUCAUUACUUUUUGACUGUUCCUUGUAUAACGCUAUCUGUAAGGUUUGAAGUUGUAUCUUUUUUAAAUAUGCAAUCAAUUGGAGGGGGGGAAACGUGAUACAUUUACCUGUCAAGUAGAAUUGUUAUUAUUAAUUACACCCCGUCAGUUAUACAUACAGUUUUAACAGAUAUGACAAAAACUGAUUUUUUAAAAAAAAAUAAAUUCAAUAAUUUCUGAAAUUGAGGCACCCCUGUCUCUGAAAAUCCGAGGUGCAUCCUUCAUCAUUCCUUCAGUUCAUCUAUCUGCCACUGGAGGGCAGUCUUGCGUCGCACGCAAAUGUCAACAGGGCAUGAAGCCCCCACCUUCAGCGGAGGAGACCUUAUAGUGCCAAUGCAGUGAUACCAAUUAUAAUGUAUCAAACAUCUGAUUUGUCCAGAAUGUUAACAAACGGCUUGAUUUCGCACUACGUAGUCCAAAAACGCUCGGUGUUACUGAUAUUUUAUUUAUAUAGCACCACCUUACAGUUCACGUUAGACCAUCGUAUGGCAUAAUGUUACUUAUAAAGAGAGACGCCUAAAAAAGAGGAAACUGGAGUUAAAUAGCCUAUUACACAUUACUAAUAAGAGGAAAAAUAACAGCGAUAAUAUCACACCUGCACUGCAUGUUAUUCUUUUUUUUCAUACAUUGUAGUUGUAAUACUGUACAU